AUGUUUUUAUUUAAAAUAAUUCUUCUUGUUAGUGUUUUUUAUGUGUCUAAAUCAAAGAACGUUUAUAUGCCAAAUCUUCCAGUGGGAAAAUAUCGAAUUGUGGUUCACACGGUAAAUCCUUGUGAGACUACACAAGAUUUAGAAAUACAACUUAAUCUAUAUUUAAGUAAAAAGGCAAGAAAUUUUACUGAAGUUUUAGGGAAUAUAACAGCACGAACAGUUUUUGACGAUUCAUUCUCAGCUGACUAUAACCUUGCUACUUGGAGUUUAUCUGGGGGCUGGAAACCAAAUUUUUAUGUUUAUAAAGGUAUUAAUGCAUGUUCAACAUUUAAGUAUAUCUUAGGAAAUGCGUGGACCUCAGUACAAAAGGCUUUUGAUUUUCCAUCUGAUAAGUGUCCUGUACAACCGGGCACGUUUAUAUCAAAAGGAAUUAAUGUAAAAGUGAUUGAAGAUAAUAGAGCACCCAAAGUUUACUUUUAUGGAAAAUAUAAGAUGGUUUUUAAACUGAAAAAUAAAGAAAAUAAAUUAUCUGCCUGUAUGAUGUCCGAAUUUGAUCUUGUAAGACCAUGGGAAGUGCCUGAGAAUUAUUAAUU
Melanaphis sacchari is the source of this 593-nucleotide messenger RNA. RefSeq lists its product as uncharacterized. The record is from RefSeq and is a predicted model, not a curated record. Bases 1 to 591 code for a protein of 196 amino acids. NCBI's taxonomy places the organism in Eukaryota, Metazoa, Arthropoda, Insecta, Hemiptera, Aphididae. The transcript has 4 exons.